AUGUGUGCAAGGUGCCGCUCUCGGGUAAAGUUGUCUAGAUACAUAAAUGAAUUGGGACUCUCGGCUUAUGGGUUUUGUCGGGCUUGUGAGAGGUGCCAAAGCCUUGGAGCUGUGUCUCGGAGGGACAUGAUACCACUAAACUCCAUCCAAAUUGUUGAAAUCUUUGACGUCUGGGGUAUCGACUUCAUGGGACGACCCUUCCCGCCAUCUUUUAGGUUUGAGUAUAUUUUUGUAGGGGUGGAUUAUGCCUCUAAAUGGGUCGAGGCUGUGGCCACCAAGACUAAUGAUCACAAGGUUGUGGUCAAAUUCAUCCAGGCCAACAUUUUCAACCGAUUCGGUACCCCAUGGGCCAUCAUUAGUGACCGAGGUAAGCACUUUUGCAACCGAUUUCUCAAGACCUUGCUCCUUAAAUAUUUUGUCACACACAAAGUAGCUACUCCCUACCAUCCUCAAACUACUGGCCAAGUGGAAGUUUCCAACGGGGAGAUCAAGCACAUUAUAGAGAAGACAGUUAGGCCAGACCGCAAGGAUUGGUCCUUGCGCCUCCAUGAUGCACUAUGGGCCAAUCACACAGGUUACAAGACACCAAUCGAAUUGGAGGAACUGCGCAAUGAUGCAUAUGACAAUACCCACAUUUACAAGGAAAAAACAAAGGCAUUUCAUGACCAACAUAUUCUGCCCAAGGCCUUUUUGCCAGAACAAAAGGUAAGGCGUUUCAACUCCAAACUCCAGCUCUUUCCUAGGAAGCUUCGCUCCAAAUGGGAUGGCCCUUUCAUAGUCAUGUCGGUGUCUCCACAUGGCGCCGUUGAAUUACGGGACCCAAAGGAUGGCACUUUGUUCAAAGUCAAUGGCCAAAGAUUGAAGCCCUACAUAAAGGGCAUUGCACAAAAUGGAGAUGUUAUUUCCAUCCACUUGACGGAUCCCAUUUACUUGGACUAG
Messenger RNA from Alnus glutinosa, 939 nucleotides. RefSeq lists its product as uncharacterized. Gene Ontology annotation, biological process: DNA integration. Bases 1 to 939 code for a protein of 312 amino acids. The transcript is spliced from 2 exons. Gene Ontology annotation, molecular function: nucleic acid binding. NCBI's taxonomy places the organism in Eukaryota, Viridiplantae, Streptophyta, Magnoliopsida, Fagales, Betulaceae. The record is from RefSeq and is a predicted model, not a curated record.